Messenger RNA from Sesamum indicum (sesame), 2489 nucleotides. RefSeq names its product serine/threonine protein phosphatase 2A 57 kDa regulatory subunit B' theta isoform. The record is from RefSeq and is a predicted model, not a curated record. Gene Ontology annotation, biological process: signal transduction. Gene Ontology annotation, molecular function: protein phosphatase regulator activity. Gene Ontology annotation, cellular component: protein phosphatase type 2A complex. Lineage: Eukaryota; Viridiplantae; Streptophyta; Magnoliopsida; Lamiales; Pedaliaceae.
GAAAAGAAAUCCCAGGAGGAAAGUUUCUGCAGCCAACGAAGACUGGAAAAAAAAAUAAAAAUAGAACAACCGGUCAAAGAAAAUUCAUAAGGAAAAAGAUUGCGAUGAUUUUUGUUUCCUUUUAUCCGUAAAUCUUUUUGUCUUUGUUCUGAACUUUUCUACAGUAAGCUUUUGCAGUUCUUGAUUCUUUCCUUUCGUUUGAGGAGGUUUCAUUUCUAUUCCUCUUUGCUUUGUGUAUUUAGUGGAAGUUUGAGUUGGGUUUGCUGAUUCUUGGGGGAGGAGGGGUAUAUGUUUUGUGGGGUUGUGAUAAUUGAAGUUGUUGCUUGUUCUUUUCGUGGGUUUCACAAGUGGGUCUACGAAUAUGGGGUUGCAAGUUUGAGUCAAAAGACUUAAACUUUAUGCUUGGGUUUUGGUGAAAAGUGGGGGAUUUCGAUAGCGGCGUGAGGGGAAUAUGGGUUUUCAUUUGGUUUGAUUGGGACAUUAGUGGGAUUGUUGAUCUUUGGUGCAGAGUGGGUUUCUGCAUUUGGUGAUUGUUCUUGUUGGAGAAAGGGGUCCUUUUGCCCCUUUAGAAAGAUAAAGAACAAUGCAAGCUUGCUUCAAUUUUUGAAGGGAUUGACUCAGAUUUCUGCAUCUUGGUUUUGAGUUGGGGAUUCGGUAAUUUAGUAAAAAUAUGAUCAAACAGAUACUUGGUAAGAUUCCUAGGAAGCAUUCGAAAUCCUCUGGAGACCCGAGCCAUUCCGCAAGUUCUGUUACUACUUCAAAGAGAAGCGAAGGAGGAAGUAAAAGAUUGAGCAGUUCAGUUGAUGAAGCUAUAUCAGCCCCUUACUCUGUUUUAAACAUUAGGAAUAAUGCAGAAGACAAGUUCCUUCGUGAUAAGAAUUCAAGAUUGAAUGGGAAUCAGAUUCCUGCUUCAUAUGAAGCGUUGCCAAGUUUUAGGGACGUCCCCAAUUCCGAGAAGCAGCAGUUGUUUAUCAGGAAGGUGAAGAUGUGUUCUGUUGCAUUUGACUUCACUGAUCCUACUAAGAAUGUUAAAGAAAAAGAGAUCAAGCGGCAGACUUUGUUAGAGUUAGUGGAAUACGUGACUUCUGCAAGUGGGAAAUUUAGUGAAACGGUUAUGCAGGAAGUUGUUAAGAUGGUAUCUUUGAAUAUAUUCAGAGAAUUUACUCCUCAACCAAGAGAGAACAAGUUGUUAGAUGGCCUUGAUUUGGAAGAGGAAGAGCCCUCCAUGGAUCCUGCAUGGCCUCAUUUGCAAGUUGUCUAUGAAUUUUUGCUAAGAUUCAUUACUUCACCAGAAACUGAUGCAAAGAUUGCCAAGAGAUAUAUUGAUCAUUCCUUUGUGCUGAAGUUGCUUGAUCUCUUUGACUCGGAAGAUCCUAGGGAGAGGGAAUAUUUGAAAACUAUACUACACCGCAUCUAUGGGAAAUUCAUGGUGCAUCGGCCUUUCAUCAGGAAAGCUAUCAAUAAUAUAUUCUAUCGCUUCAUCUUUGAGACAGAAAGGCAUAACGGCAUUGCCGAAUUUCUUGAAGUUCUUGGCAGCAUAAUUAAUGGGUUUGCUCUUCCCCUGAAGGAGGAACAUAAACUCUUUCUUGUCCGAACGUUAAUUCCCUUGCAUAAACCGAAAUGUUUGGCAAUGUACCACCAACAGCUAUCUUAUUGUAUUACACAAUUUGUCGAGAAAGACUGCAAGCUCGCUGAUAUUGUUAUCAGGGGGCUGAUAAAGUACUGGCCGGUUACCAACAGCUCAAAGGAAGUUCUGUUUCUUAAUGAGCUGGAGGAGGUUUUAGAAGCGACGCAGGCACCAGAGUUCCAGCGUUGCAUGGUACCUUUGUUUCAGCAAAUCUCCCAUUGCUUGAAUAGUUUGCACUUUCAGGUGGCAGAGAGGGCUUUGUUUUUGUGGAACAACGAUCACAUCGAGAACCUAAUCAAGCAAAAUCGCAAGGUUAUACUGCCCAUUAUCUUCCCUGCUUUAGAAAGAAAUGCUAGACACCACUGGAACCAGGCUGUUCACAGUUUGACCCUCAAUGUUCGCAAGAUAUUCUACGAUCUUGAUCCUGAUCUAUUUAAGGCGUGCCAGGUCAAGUUUCAGGAUGAUGAGGCCAAGGAAAAGGAGAUGAAAGAGAAACGUGAAGCCACAUGGAAACGUUUGGAAGAACUUGCUGCAAGAAAUGCUGCAAGUAAUGAAGCUAUCCUUGUUCCUUGAACUCGGCUUCCUUCAACAACUUCAGCUCCUUGCUUUCACUCCAUUUCUUGCCUGAGGUUCGUUUGCAUGAUCUUUCGGUUUCUCCUUUUGCUGCGAGUUUUUCAUUAAUUUGAUAUGCCUUUGUUUUUUUCCAUUGAGUGUGUGGAGAAAUUCGUUUAAACAGUAGGUGUAGCUAUUGGUGUCACUUUUUACUUGUUCAGACAUGCAUAAUUAUAUUAGCAGAUGGGCAGUUGAAGAAUGUUUAUUACUACAUUUAUAGUAUGAAGAAAUCUGAAAUAAUUGACUAAUG